GUACGCCAGUACUGAGCAUCUUUACGAAGGUGACAUAAAAGGAUUUAGAAAUGUAUUUGUCAAGAUUCCUGUCACUUCAUGCCCUCUGGGUUACCGUAUCCUCUGUGAUGCAGCACUACCCUUCCGUGUGGGGACACUAUGAUGUGUGUAAGACUCAGAUUUACACAGAAGAAGGAAAAGUAUGGGAUUACAUGGCCUGCCAGCCGGAAGCCAGAGACAUGAUCAAAUACGUAAAAGUGACUCUGGAUCCCCCAGACAUAACAUGUGGAGAUCCUCCCGAGACUUUCUGUGCAAUGGGGAAUCCCUACAUGUGCAAUAAUGAAUGUGAUGCGAGCACCCAAGAACUGGCUCAUCCUCCGGAACUGAUGUUCGAUCUCGAAGGAAGACAUCCCUCCACGUUUUGGCAGUCCACAACUUGGAAAGAUUAUCCAAAGCCUCUUCAUGUUAAUAUUACGCUCUCCUGGAACAAAACCAUUGAGUUGACAGAUAACAUAGUUAUCACUUUUGAAUCUGGACGUCCAGACCAAAUGAUCCUGGAGAAAUCGCUGGACUAUGGACGAACAUGGCAGCCCUACCAAUACUAUGCCACGGACUGCUUAGAUGCUUUCCACAUGGAUCCAAAAUCAGUGAGGGAUUUAUCACAGCACACAGUCCUAGAAAUCAUUUGCACAGAGGAAUACUCUACUGGAUACAUGACAAAUAGUAAAAUAAUCCACUUUGAAAUCAAAGACAGAUUUGCUUUUUUUGCUGGACCUCGGCUUCAUAACAUGGCUUCUCUUUAUGGCCAGCUUGACACAACCAAGAAGUUAAGAGAUUUCUUUACCAUCACGGAUCUGAGGAUAAGACUGCUUAGGCCAGCAACUGGAGAAAUAUAUGUAGAUGAGCAACACCUGACACGCUACUUUUAUGCAAUUUCAGACAUAAGGGUAUACGGAAGGUGUAAGUGCAACCUUCAUGCUACUGGCUGUAAAGAAGAAAACAAAAGACUACUUUGUGAAUGUGAGCAUAACACAACUGGCCCAGACUGUGGAAAAUGCAAGAAGAAUUACCAGGGCCGACCGUGGAGCCCUGGUUCUUAUCUGCCUAUACCUAAAGGCACUGCUAAUAUCUGUAUACCCAGUAUUUCCAGUAUUGGUAAUCCUCCAAAGUUUGAUAGGAUAUGGCCGAAUAUUUCUUCCCUUGAGGUUUCUAAACCAAACCAAGUUGCUCCCAAAUUAGCUAUGUCAACUGUUUCUUCUGUUCAAGUUGCAAACCACAAGAGAGACUGUGAAUGCUUCGGGCACUCCAACCGGUGCAGUUACAUCGAGCUGCUCAAUACGGUCAUUUGCGUGAGCUGUAAGCACAACACUAGAGGUCAGCACUGUGAGUUAUGCAGGCUGGGCUACUUCAGAAAUGCUUCUGCAGAGCUGGACGAUGAAAAUGUGUGCAUAGACUGUUAUUGUAACCCUUUUGGUUCAGUCCAUGAUCGCUGUAAUGACAGAGGAUUUUGUGAGUGUAAGGAGGGAACAUCAGGGCCUAAAUGUGAUAAAUGUCUGCCGGGAUAUAUCUGGCACAGCUUGGGCUGUCAACCAAACGUAUGCGACAAUGAGCUACUGCAUUGCCAGAACGGAGGAACAUGCAUCAACAAUGUGCGAUGCCAGUGCCCUCCGGCUUACACUGGCAUUUUGUGCGAGAAGUUGAAGUGUGAAAGGGAUCCAGGAGGCUGCAGCCAAAACUCUGGCCAGGGGGCAAUAUCACAGGGGCCUCUCCUACUGCUGACUGCUCUACUAGGAGCCACUGGACUUUGCAUAUGCUAGACACCGUAUGGUUGAUGGCAUCACAUUCAGACUGCUGCAGAUGAACGUGCCACAUGAAAACAAAACAAAAUCCAAGCGUUUGCUACUGAAAUUUAAAAAGGAAAAAAGAGAGAAAAAAUAACCACAUACAAACUAAGAAGGCCUGACUGAACUAAGCCAUAUUAAUCCGUUACGGACAGGGCUCUGAGUCAAGACUGUUCACCUCUGACUCGAGACAAGUCGGCAGCUGCCUAUUCUGUCAAAUCAGUGCUGGCUGCAAAGCUCACACAGGACUGAAAUGGCUUUGACAGCCCCCAGAAUGGGAAGAGAAUUUAAAAAACAUUUGCUACUCCUAUACGGUGCGCUACUGUAUGCGUGGUGCACCCGGUGUGUGGACCGACCAAAUAAAGGCAUUCUUUGCUGUCAGUGCAUUGUGGGUAUAAGGAAAUCUGUAAAAGCUGCCAUAUUGGCCUGCUUCAGUCCCCAAAUCCUUUCCAACCUGUGCUUUAGUGAACGUUGCUCUGUAACCCUUGUUGGUUGAAAGAUUUCUUUGUCUGAUGUUAGUGAUGCACAUGUGUAACAGCCCCCUCAAUAAAAUUCAAACCAGUCAUAUCCUUGUAUACCUUAGCAGCACUGCAUCAGUAAGAUGCUGUGUUCACCUACUGUACAA
Molecule: messenger RNA, 2445 nt
Organism: Gavia stellata (red-throated loon)
Lineage: Eukaryota; Metazoa; Chordata; Aves; Gaviiformes; Gaviidae
Gene: NTNG1
Product: netrin G1
Exons: 9
Coding region: 51-1796 (581 amino acids)
Molecular function (GO): cell-cell adhesion mediator activity
Source: RefSeq, a predicted model, not a curated record